AUGGACGCGUACAAAAUGUGGAAAACCUUUGAUAGGGUUGACCAUGAGAGUGUAGAUGUUUUGUUUUCGAGGGCUAGGAGGGAGGCUGUUGAGAGAUAUAAUGAGGGUGUGAGGCAAAACCGGGAAAUGCUAAAUAAUAUUAGUGAAGCUGUGCUGUAUUUGGCUAAGCAAGAGCUAGCAUUUAGAGGCCAUGAUGAAUCCAGCACAAGUCUGAAUCAGGGUAAUUAUAGACAGCUUUUAAAGUCAUUUGGUAAAUUAGAUUCUGUGUUCGACCGUCGUUUGCAUGGCAGGCUACAGGAUUCAGAAAGGCCUGAUUCUGGGGGGAUUUUUACCGGUAUGUCACCAGAUGUCCAAAAUGAUUUGAUUGAAUGCAUAGAUGCUGUGAUUGAGGAUCAAAUUGAUAAGGAAAUAAGGGACUGUCAGUUCUUUAGUAUCCAAUGUGAUGAAACGCUGGAUGUGUCUACUAAAGAGCAACUUAGCGUCAUUGUUCGUUUAGAUAGGGGGGGUGAAGUAGUGGAAAGAUUUCUAAAGUUUAGGAAUGUCAGCACAGAUCGCACUGCCCGAGCGAUAUGUGAUGUUGUUAAAGGGGUGCUUAGCAGAUAUGGUGAGUCAGUUAAAGCUAAACUGAUUAUGCAAACUUAUGAUGGUGCAGCUGUUAUGAGUGGUCAUCUCAAUGGCGUCCAGACCCUCAUGCGGCAAGAUUACCCAUUUGCAUUUUUCUUUCACUGUGCCGCCCAUCGCUUAAACUUAGUUCUGUGUCAAUCUGCAUUGAAUAUCAACGAGGUGAAGCUCUUUUUCUCCAAGAUAUCUGCUUUUUGUACCUUUAGUAAGCCCAGCUCUGAUAGAAAGGCACAUCUAAAUUCCCAUAGUGUUGAUAUCCCAAAUCCAGGUGAAACUAGGUGGUAUUAUAAGUCCCGUACUGUCUCUGCUAUCUUUAAGGGGUAUGAAGCCUUAGAGAGAGCUUUAACUGAAAUUAAAGAUGCACCUCGAAUGUGGAGAGAAGACACAGUUGACCGGGCAGAUGGUCUGCUCCAAAAUCUUGAGUCCUUCCUAUUUUGCUUUUUAUUAGAGCUUUACUACAAAAUUUUGGAACAGUCCUCAAUCUUAUACAAUGUUCUGCAAAAUAGGGCCACUGAUUUCUCUGAUGGUGUUAAAAAAAUCCAAAAUUUUGUAGAUUUUCUCAAAAAUGAUCUUCGCAAUGAUACUGCCUUUGAAACCUGCUAUGCGGCUGCUGAGAAUCGAGCUGGUGUCCCAUCCAGAAGAUCAGAGCAAAUUAUUAAUUAUAAGCAGCUUUACUGUGAAGUGAUUGACACCAUUGUUGGUAUGGUCAAUAAUCGGUUUCAAGAUGUUGACAGCUUCUCGUUUCUCGAUUUGGUGAACCCCAAAAUUUUUACUAAAUGGCAAAGUGGUGUCCCAGCUGACAAGUUGCAGCUGUUGAGAGAGAAAUAUGGGCCACUCUUUGAUAUUUCUAGUCUCGAAAGCCAACUGAUGUUUAUUUACAAAGAUCAAGAUUUUUUAAAGGAUAAUCCAAUGGAACUUUUACAAUAUAUUUACCAGAUGAAUAUUCAGGGAUGUAUUCCAGAAUUUGUCAAGUUACUAAAAUUAAAUGCUGUAAUUGCAGUAUCGAGUGCAUCUGCUGAAAGAUCCUUUUCAUGUUUGGGUAGAGUAAAGUCCUAUCUUCGCAGCACAAUGAGUGAUGGACGACUUGGCUCAUUAUGCAGGAUAUCUAUCCAUAAGGACAUACUUAAGGAGAAAGAAGAUCAGAAGCAGCUCCACAAGUUGGUCUUGGAGAAGUUUAUUGAAAAGCCAAGACGUCUUAAUUUUCAAUUUAGGUAA
This is a messenger RNA of Paramuricea clavata, 1836 nucleotides long. The record is from the annotation of a GenBank genome assembly. Lineage: Eukaryota; Metazoa; Cnidaria; Anthozoa; Malacalcyonacea; Plexauridae.